Molecule: messenger RNA, 4704 nt
Organism: Manis pentadactyla (Chinese pangolin)
Lineage: Eukaryota; Metazoa; Chordata; Mammalia; Pholidota; Manidae
Gene: TMX3
Product: thioredoxin related transmembrane protein 3
Exons: 17
Coding region: 256-1560 (434 amino acids)
Biological process (GO): peptidyl-cysteine oxidation
Cellular component (GO): endoplasmic reticulum
Molecular function (GO): protein disulfide isomerase activity
Source: RefSeq, a predicted model, not a curated record
CUCGCUUCCCUUUCCGGGAGCGCAGGCGGCGGCCGCUGGUGACUCCUCCAGGCAGAGCCGGGUCCGCAUUCUCCGGCGACGAUCAUGGCAGCCGGGAGACGCGGGGCCAGCCUGCGGCUCUGCGCCACGGAACUUGCCUGAUACAAUGUAAUUGCAUGCAGAAUAAAUAUGUAUUAGAUAGAAGAACUACAUAUAUCUUUGCAUCAUUUGUGCUCUGGAACAGAUCAUGAUGGAUUUUAUGUUUUUUUACUUGAUAUGGCUUUCUGUAAAGUAUUUGUAGAAGAUUUAGAUGAAUCGUUUAAAGACAAUCGAAAAGAUGAUAUAUGGCUUGUGGAUUUUUAUGCACCAUGGUGUGGCCAUUGUAAAAAACUGGAACCAAUUUGGAAUGAAGUUGCUGUUGAGAUGAAAAGCAUUGGCUCUCCAGUCAAAGUUGGAAAGAUGGACGCCACUUCCUAUUCUAGCAUUGCUUCAGAGUUUGGAGUUCGAGGUUAUCCAACAAUUAAGCUAUUAAAGGGGGACUUGGCAUAUAAUUAUAGAGGACCACGAACUAAAGAUGAUAUUAUUGAGUUUGCUCACAGAGUAUCUGGAGCUCUCAUUCGGCCACUUCCAAGUCAGCAAAUGUUUGAACAUGUGCAGAAGAGACAUCGUGUGUUUUUCGUUUAUGUAGGUGGAGAGUCACCUUUAAAGGAGAAAUAUAUAGAUGCAGCUUCAGAAUUAAUUGUAUAUACAUAUUUCUUUUCUGCCUCAGAAGAAGUGGUUCCUGAGUAUGUGACACUGAAGGAAAUGCCCGCUGUGGUUGUUUUCAAAGAUGAAACUUACUUUGUUUAUGAUGAGUAUGAAGAUGGUGAUCUGUCAUCUUGGAUCAACAGGGAGAGGUUUCAGAAUUAUCUUACUGUGGAUGGCUUCCUCCUAUAUGAACUCGGAGACACUGGAAAGCUUGUGGCUAUUGCCGUUAUUGAUGAGAAAAAUACAUCAAUUGAACAUACCAGAUUAAAGUCAAUUAUUCAGGAAGUUGCUAGAGAUUACAGAGACCAAUUCCACAGGGAUUUUCAGUUUGGCCAUAUGGAUGGAAAUGACUAUAUAAAUACCUUGCUGAUGGAUGAAUUGAAAGUCCCAACUGUGGUUGUACUGAAUACUUCAAACCAACAAUACUUUUUACUAGAUAGACAGAUUAAGAAUGCUGAAGACAUGGUCCAGUUCAUUAGUAACAUUUUGGAUGGCACAGUAGAAGCUCAAGGAGGUGAUAGUAUUUUGCAAAGGCUGAAAAGAAUAGUAUUUGAUGCCAAAUCUACUAUUGUGUCUAUAUUCAAGAGCUCGCCACUCAUGGGCUGCUUUCUCUUUGGCCUGCCACUGGGUGUCAUCAGUAUCAUGUGCUACGGCAUCUACACAGCUGACACAGAUGGAGGGUAUAUAGAGGAACGGUACGAAGUGUCCAAAAGUGAAACUGAAAGCCAAGAACCACCGGAAGAGAGCAGAGAGCAGCAGGAGCCGCGGAGCGGGGACUCGCCAGUGCCUACCGUGCAGGAACCCAAAGAUGUAUUAGAAAAGAAGAAAGAUUGAGACUUCACUAGUGUAAAAUGUUGGAUAGGAUUUCAGACUAUUAUUAAAGAGUCUAUUUAUUGAAUUUAGGCAUUUAAUCAUGAUCUUUAGAGAAGAGAACAUGGUAUUUGUAUCAACUGCAUGGAUUAAAAUGGUUCUGUCAUGAAUGGGGAGAUGUUGGGAGCAAAGAGAUGAAAUGUUUCUUCAAAACAAAAUCAAAACAUUCCACCGAAGUUUACCUUAUAGAUUUGUUAUAAAAGAUCACUUCUAUUUGCAUGUCUCUCUGUCUGAAUAUUUUGACAAAAUGGACAGAAUAUUUAAAUCGGUAAGUCAGAUAGAAGAUACAUGUUUGUUACAGAACAGUGAUACCUCCGCGUCCUACCAUCCAUUCUCCUCAUGUAUUUUGGAUAAGGUUACAUGGACAAAAUUAACUCUUUAAAAUUUCGGCACUUGAAGGAGAACUAACUUUUUUCAUGGAUCAAGUUAAGAUAAUGACAUUAAAAGUAAAUUGGUUUUAAUAUAUCAUAGCAAUUUUAUUUUGUUAUUUUUAAAGGAGAGAAAAUGUUACUUUUUAACUUUAUACUCAGUUGCAUUGUGAGAUUUUCAUAUGAGCCUAGAUAAUGGGGAAAAAAUGGUUUUGUGUUUAAUCUUUUCAAUGUGAACAGGAUUUUCUUGGAGCAGUGAUUUCAGGCCGUGCCCUGGGACACCCUGUCGGGUGGGAGAGGUCACGGCAGGAAGGGCUAGGUGUGCGUGACUUCCACCCUGCUUUAGCCAGAAUAGCCUACUUUUUCUCAUCCCUAUUUUAUAUAUUGGGAUUUCUUCGAAAAAUUUGCUUUGAUGAAAAGCGCCUGUAGCUUUUUAAAAACUAAUAUAUAUUUUUAUGUUUAUGAUAUGGUAACUUUACAGUAAUUUAAGAUCUUAUAAAAUUGUUGACAUACAUACAUAUAAAAUAUAUUGACAUAACACCUAUUAUGUAAUCUCUUGGGCAUGUGUGUGUUCAUAAUCACUAAUAGUGAUGUAAUCAGCCUGUCAGUAAAAUUCAUGAGUAGUGAUUAAAGAGAUCUCCUAGUUACCUUUCCCCAUCCUCUUAAUUCUGUCACCCAUUUAGCCAAUGACCUCAUCCCAAGGAUUAGAUAAAUUGGCAUUUUUUUUUGAAGUAACAUUAUGUUUAUUGUAGAUUAUUUUGAGGCUUUUGUUUUAGCUAAAUUUAGGAUUUUUAUUGGGGGACUAUUAUUUGGGUAAUUAUUCAUUGAAUAAUUGAACUAUCUAAUAUAAAGGAUUUUAUCAAACAUGUAAAAGUGUUUAAUCACUUUAAAAACAUGUCAUUCAUGGUCCUGGUCCUGAAAUUGUUUAGGGCUUUGGUCCCCAAGGGCAGCCUUUGUUUAUUUCUGAUGCCAUGCUGAUCACAACUAAGGAAACUUUUCUAUCUUAAGUAUAAGGAGUUACUAGUAAUUGUUUUAUGGUAUCCAUGUGCUCUUUUAGUAUAUAAUAAUUAAGUACUUACCCUCAAUGUUUGGCACUCAUUUUUUAUAAUAAAGCACAUAUGCAGUCACAGAAUUUGAGGAAGUACUAGAAUGAAAUAUUUUUAAAUGGAAAUCGAAGAUAAAUAUUAUUAAUUUAACAGGUAGAUUCCUCUCCAGAGAGUAGAGAGGAUUCUUGUGGAAGGUGAAUAUUAAUGUUCCCAGUGGUCAGGCUUGUUUUGCAGCCGUGAAAAGCAUAGAUCAAUACAGACGCCUCACUUGAGUCUCAGUUUUAUAAAGAAGUUAAAGCUUAGCUGCCACCAGUGACAGUAGGAAAUUGUAGAAAGUAUUGUGGUUUUUUUUUUUCAUGUUUAUCACUUCCUGGAUGUCCAUCAUCUGCAUGUCUUGUCUUUUGUCAAGCAUCACUUACAAAGGAAAGCUUUCAGUAGGGGGAAAAAAAUAGCAUAAAGCUCAGCAUAUAUUACCAAACAAAAGUCUGAUGACCUUUGUAUUCUUGAGAUUUUGCUGUCUGUAGAUUAAUGCCUCAGUUCUCUGUUAGCUUUUUAACACCUCUAUACUGUUACUCUAUAUUGCAUUUGUGUUUUCAAAGGGUAUCUUAGGAAUAUGAAAUGUGUAGAUGGUUUGCAAGUAAAUAAGUUUCUUCCUUUUUGUAUUAAAAUUUUUUUAUUUGUCUCUAGAAUAUUGUCAGACUUCUUACAAAACAAGUUUUAAAUUUAGAUUCACUAGUAUGCUAUUCCCUUUAAUGUAAUACUGCAUUGCCAGGAAUACUGUUGUCAUUUCAGGAAAAAUUACUUCAAAAUAAAGGUAGAUUUCUUAAUCUAGUAGAAGAGCAUAGAUAACCUAAUUCAGUGGUGAAUCUUACUAUGAUUACCUAUUGAUGGUGGGGGAAUAUCCUUCAAUAAGCUGGAAUUUUGCCUUCUUUCAGUUGUAAUAAAGUUCUGUCUCAGACUUCUAAAAUUCAAAGCCCUAGAUGCUUGCACCAUCUGGUGCUCAGACAGUAUGUAAAGAUAUUUCAAAGAGAGAAAAUGCAUGUUUUUGAUAAGUUGUGCAUGCCAUUAUAGCUUGCAGUCUUUUGUUUCAUUGUAUACAUUACUGUUUCUCUAGCUAGUAUUAUCUGAAACUGGUUUGAAGUCUGUUAGACUUGGAAUUUUCAUUUUCUUCCUCACACGUAGUGCUUCCUGGUAUGCGAUUUAGAAUUAACAUUAAGAGCCAAAUGUUUAGAGGUUGAAGGGAGGGUCCACAUGGGUAGUUAAACAAUUAGCUAUAUAGUUUUUGUUCAGUGGAUUUUUGUUAUUAAUGUUUUUUGUGUUUUGUUUCAGGGGCUCUUUUGGUUUUGGGGAAACUAUUUUAAGUAUUUUCAUCAUUGCUUCAUAUGAUAUGGAGGUGGGACAGGGAAAAAUCACUCAGCUAUUCUUAUUAUGCAGAAUUAUUCAAAUAAACCAGUGUGGGAUAUUAAGACUAUCAAUUAACUGGUGUGAUUAGGUUUGCCAUUUUAUUUUUAUAAAUAUAUAUUUUUUCUGAAUGUGACUGAGUCCAAGAGUGAGCAAAAAAUAAUUUUCUACUUUGGACUAAUCUAUAAAGGUUUUUGAAAGUCUGUUUCACUAACUUGUUGAAUUCAUGAUAUCCUGCCUUUGGCACUGAUUGUAAACCUUUGUUUUUCUAAAAUAAAUUAAUUGAAAACCUA